Messenger RNA from Stereum hirsutum FP-91666 SS1, 7044 nucleotides. RefSeq lists its product as uncharacterized. Gene Ontology annotation, biological process: small GTPase-mediated signal transduction. The transcript is spliced from 13 exons. Gene Ontology annotation, cellular component: cytoplasm; plasma membrane. The record is from RefSeq and is a predicted model, not a curated record. NCBI's taxonomy places the organism in Eukaryota, Fungi, Basidiomycota, Agaricomycetes, Russulales, Stereaceae. Bases 97 to 6765 code for a protein of 2222 amino acids. Gene Ontology annotation, molecular function: small GTPase binding; guanyl-nucleotide exchange factor activity.
UCCAGCUCGAACCUGCUUUAGGUCAUCAAGCAGCCCACCCCCACACACCCAAUCUCGAUCCCUCACUCCACUCGCAGACCUUAAACGAACGGACACAUGGCUCCGAGCCCGAGUCCGGCUCCUGGACGAAGGGGCGCUUGGGAGCCUCUACCCGCUAUCGUAUACGGUUAUGCCGUCCAUCCGCUCUCGCCUUCGCAUAGGGAUACUCGGAUUUCGAGUCGGCCGCGUAAUUCGACGAUCACGACGACGAGCACGGCGGAGUCGUUGGUCCAUAGGGAUGUCGUCUCGUUGGAGGUCGGAGACGAGGUUUACGCGUUUGAGAAGUAUACGCCGAAGGGGAAGGAGACGGAGGGGAUUUGGUAUAGAGGGUAUGUCGUAUGCACCACUCGAAGACCACCCGUAACUUGGAACGCACCCUCCGACCCCUCAUCCUCCAAGACACCCAAAGUCGAAGAACCCCAACAAGUCUUCAUAGGCAUCUUCCCCGCAUCCCACAUCUAUGUCCGUGACGAGCUUCCCGACGCCGAGAGCCGUCUCGCCAGCAUCGCUUCCGCAUUCAACAGCGGGACCGACAUCUCAAAGACGGAGGGAGCGAGGGCAGGUCCGACGGGCUUGGGUAUGGACGCGCUGAGAGAAGAAGACGAAGACGAUGCGAUGGCGAAACGAAAGUCGUUCAAGCUGGGUCCUCCACCGGACCAGGCCAACUCUUCGCGUGCGGGACUACCGGUGUAUCCUGCUAGCAUUCGUUCGGUCUCGCCGACCGAGUCGCAGGUGAUGAAGCUCUUGCCGCCGAGGCCUUCGCUCAAGUCGGGAGAUGAUACAGCGUCGGGGGCCGCGCAGCCUAUCGUGGACGAGAUUGCGUCCGCGUUGAGGGAGUGGCAUAUACUCAUGUUUCAGUAUCUCGCCAGGCGGGAUUAUCAGCUCUUUCAGACCGUGCGGGAACAUAUCGAGGCGCUUCAUCUUGGUCGACGGCAGCUCUUGGCCCAGACGCUCAGUACGGAGGAGACGAUCAAUCUGCGUCGGGACUGUGUCCAACGUCUGGUCAGUGGGAAUAUAGCGCAGGAUUUGGAUGUGAUUGUGAGGCACCCGACCGGUGGAGGGCUCGUUACCGUCGAUGUGGAGGGAGAGAUCGACAAGAGGAAUUGGAUGAGUGGGGUGAGGAUGUAUGCUAUGCAGGCCAGUUUGGCGUACAUGGACGUGUCGACGUCACAAUCUGCAUCCUCGACCUCGAUCCCCUUCCCAACUACGCCUGCAAGGAGGAUACAUGCGAACAGCAUGGACGGCGCGAGCCCCGCACCUCUCCCUACACCAGCCCAUUCUGCCUUCGCCGAAUUCAGCCGUCUACGAGGCCACUCACGUUCGUUCGGAUCCCAUUCCUCCGCCGCUUUGCUCUCGCCAUCGUCCAAAGACCAGAACUCCUCCUCUUCGUCGCCCAAAUUCUUCCACGUCUUUCUCGAACUACGGGCCUUCGUCGCCUCGCUAUGUUCCCCCGGCGAAACCGCAGAACUCUACUUCUCCCUGUAUAACAAGAAAGAAGCGCGUUUUAUCACGGAGGACUACUGCGCCAUCCUGAACCACAACGGCGUCCUCGCCCGCGAACCCUCCACGCGCAUGCGCACCAUGUUCACAGACCUCGCGCUCUCAGACAUCCAGAGCCCAGUCUACCUCGUCUGUCGCAUAAUUCGCAACGGAGCCCUCAAGCUCGGCAACAACAUGUCCAGCGGCGUGCCCAUCGAAUCCAACCCUCGUCGCGGAUCAGGAGGUUCAGCUCGCGAGUCCUCGGCACCUGUCGGCUGGUCGUCCGAAACACUCGCCAAUAACAAUAACUUCUCUGGUCGGACUGUGGGGAACGGAGCGGCGGGUGUGAGCGAUAUGGCGACGUAUAGGAGGCCGUUUGGGUGUGCGGUGUUGGAGUUGACGCAGUUGGCGAAGCUGGCGGCGGAUCAGAGUGAGGUGUCAAGUACGAAGGAGCAUACGAUGCCGAUUUUCGUGCCGGUGAAUGAGGCGAUAUUUUCGAUGUUGCAUCAGGAUAUCAUCGCAGGAAGUACGAAGGAGUUCGAGAAGUCGUCCAGAGCUGAGAUGAUUGCGGUCUCCGUCAAGCUCUUCCACGGCAAUGCAGAGACCAUCGUCAAAGAGAACACCUCUCUCCUCCUCGAUGUCCCUCUCACUCUCCGCCUGGGCUUCCCAGACGUCGUGUUCCCUGGCGAUGUCCGGAACGAACUGUACAUCAAGCUCUGGAGCGGCGACUUUUCUUCCUCCCACACGAGCACCGCCCGACACAGUAUCGCCAACUUCACUCGAAACCCCACCCCACAGACGAACAACAUCCAAGUCUCGCUCGAAGUCCGUGAUCGAGACGGUAAACCCGUCAGCCGCGUCAUCUCACCGGGGAGCGGCGAGCCCGAGAUCCUCGUCUUCAAUUCGAUGGUCUUCAUCCGAAACAGUCAACCCACGUUCGGCGAGCUCGUCAAGCUAAAACUUCCUCUGGAUGGGAUGUUGCCACAGUGGCACCUGUUCUUUACGUUCCGCUAUCGGAGCACGAAGGAUAAACCGAUAAGUAAGGCGGCUGCUGAGGCCAUGGAUCGCCCGUUCGCGUUCGCUUUUUUGGCGCUGUUUCCGGAUGGGAGCUCGUUCAUCGAGGAUGGGAUACAUACGAUUACACUACAUCGGGCGGAUAGGCUGAGCUCGGUCACACCCGAUAUGUACCUCGGUCCUGUUUCGGGCCCUCAGGACGUCUUUGGUGGUGGUGGCAACAGUGGUGGUGCUCAGUCUGAACUGCAGAAGAUCGCGCCUCCGAUGCGGGAUACGAUUGUCAUUCGCUCCUCCUUGUGCUCGACGCGACAUACGCAGAACCCGGACCUCUUGAGUCUGCUGAACUGGACGUCGAUCAAGGAUCCGGAGAUGUUGUCGGCCGUGCUGGCGAAGUUCACGUUCGUGGGCGAGGUCGAGAUCGUCAAGUUCCUCAGGGACAUCUUCGACUCGCUCUUCAAUAUCCUCGUUUCGCAGAACAAUCCGUCGGGCGAGAUGGACCAUCUCGUGUUCAAUGCGUUCGUCACCGUGCUAGGAAUCGUCCAAGACCGACGGUUCAGCAACUUUCAGCCUGUGCUGGAUAUCUACAUCGAGAAGCACUUCACGUGCGCCGCCGCGUCGUCGCAUAUCAUCCAUUCUUUGAACAGACUACUUGCGGAUCCUACGGGCGAAGGCACGGCGUCGCCGCUUCGGGCGGCGUUGAAGGUUUGGCAUUAUAUCUUCAAGUUCAUCGCGAGGUCGAGAGAGCUGCAGAAGGAGAAGGAGCUCGGGAUGGGAAGCGGGACGACGGCGGACCAUCUCGAGUCGAACUUCCGGCGUGAGUUGAGGUCGCAUCUGUCCGAGGUGAACAGGAUGAUGGCCACGACUUCACCUCCUUCCAUCAUCGGCACGCAGACCAUCGCGCUCCAGCACUUCACCUCCAUCCUGCCCGAACUCGCGAAGAUCUUCAGCACGGUCGAGCUCGUCAGCAUCGCCACGUCCUUCGCGACUUCCAUCGCCAGCAACAAGGGAAAGAUCACGAUCUGGAAACUGAUCAUGUAUCUCCAGAUCGUCAAGGGUUUCCUAUUCGACUCGCCACAGUCGAGAUCGCUGCUCGUCGAGGCCGUCGUGAUGUGGAUCAAGCCGCAUUUUGGCAAAUUCGAUGAGUAUACGCAGACGUUGCCGGGCGAUUCGGAGGGCGUGAAGGACGCGGCGAGGGUGGCGUGGUUGGAGAGCGUGAGGCUUUGUGUGACGGUUAUUGCGUUGAUGACGGAUAAGUUGCAGCAGUGUCUGGUCGAUCCGGUGAUUCUGGGGGAUAGGUUGGCGCUGAGGCAGGAGCAGGAUAAUAUCGAGUAUUUGUUGUCGUUGAUUCCUAGGCUGUUGGACUCGUAUCGUGAAUUCAAGAGCGCCGAUAAUAUCGCCGCCGUCGAACGAAUACGAUCUCCCGCCACGACGCCCACGCCCAUCCCCGUCGUCUUCCCCGAAUCCUACCCCUUCUCGCUUAUAGCCCACUUCCCCACCAGCGCAAAAGGUUUCACCGGAGCGUACCAGACCGACGGCCAAGUCCUCUACAGUCCCGCCCAAGGCGAAAUCGCCAUCGUCUUCCUCGUCCUCGUUCUUUCCGCCUCGAAGAAGCACCUCUUCAACUUCCUGGAAUCGACGUUCGAGAUCGAAGGGCGAGAGAACUUUGCGAACCUCCUCAUGCAGUUCUUCAGGGUCGCGACGUCGAUAUUGGACAACGAGGCGUGGCCGAGGAACUGGCUGAAUGUGAAUAUUUUGGCGCAUAAGGUGCUGACGAAGAUGAUGGACGCCGUGGCGAUCAUAUUGGAGAGGGAUUAUAUACCGACGAGGAACGUCUCGUGGGAGUUUAAUGCGCAGUUGUGGAGGGAUGGGAUACAUAUGCUGUUGAAACUGCUGUCGUCGGAUCAGCUUGUUAUUGAGGAGUUCAGUCCUCAGAAACGACGAGCCGUAUGGCGUCUGGCUGGAGAUAUACGCGGUGAGGGAGCAGGUAUCUUGCUUCAGCUUUGGGACGUGCUUGGGUAUCCAGAAGACGUCUCGGCCAGCUCUGGAGCGGUGACGCGGUACGGUGCAUAUCAGACCUCCCUCAGCUCCCUAGUCGGCCAAGUCGUGAACCUGUGCCUCAGCCACCACGACCAGCUCCGGAACAAUGCCGUCCACAUCCUCUACAGCAUGAUCAUCUCUCAGUACCAAGAGUACCAGCACUUCGACGAGAUUGAGAACGAGCUGGUCAACAAGCUCGAUUCGCUCUUCAUGUCGGAUAGCAAGGGAGAUGAUAUCAGCAGGGCGUUCUUCGUCGGACAGCUUCGUAAUCUGUUUGAUCAGUCGACUGUGGACGAGCAGCUGCGCGAGCGAGUCUCGACCUUCUUGCAUUCGGUGGAUCUGUUCUUGGAGCUGCUUCUCAGUGUGAGGGCAUUGCCUGAUGGCGAGGAGUUCGCUGACGAUCGGGUUAUUGCUACGCUGCGCUUGAUGAACUUUAUACGUCAAGUUGGCCGGAACGAGAUUUACAUCAAAUAUGUGCAUCAGCUGGUCAAUAUGCACCUCGCUUCGCAAAACUUCGUCGAGGCGGCGCUAACACUGAAGUUGCAUUCGGACCUCCAUGAAUGGGAUCUCAACACCUUCGUGGACCCAAUGGAAGAGCUGGGCUUGCCACUACAAUCUCAAUUUCAUCGGAAGGAGACGUUGUCGUUGCUCAUCUUGGAUUAUCUCGGCAAGGGAAAGGCAUGGGAGAGCGCUAUUGAGAUUUGUAAGGAACUGGCGUACCAGCACUCCGAAGUUACCUUCAACUACGGACGCUUGGCUGAGAUCCUACGGCACCAGGCGGCAUUGCUUGAACACAUCGUCACAGACCAGCGAUACUAUGCAGACUACUUCCGAGUGGCAUUCUUCGGCAGUUCUUUCCCCGCUGCCAUCCGCAACAAACAGUUUAUCUACCGUGGUUUCGAAUGGGAGAAGUUCGGCGCGUUCUGUGAACGCAUGCUCAACAAGCACCCAGAAGCACAGCUUCUUCGUACGCUCGGCGACCCGCCUGUCGACAUUCGUUACGGGACCCAACAAUACAUCCAGUGCAGCGCCGUUACUCCAGAGCCCGACCAGACUCUCCCCAUCUUUACGAACCCGGGUGUGCCAAUCGCCGUCAGAACGUACUAUGAGCACAGUGCUAUCAACCUGUUCACCUGUUCACGUCCGAUCAUCAAGAUCGAAAGAGAUGGCGUCGAGGAAACAUGGGUCGAGAAGAUAUUCUUCACCACGGAAGAAUCGUUCCCCACCGUGCUUCGGCGCUCAGAAGUCGUCUACGUCGAUGCCCAAGAGCUCUCGCCCAUCCAGAACGCUAUUCAUGAUAUUGAGGCGAAGACAAAGGAGUUGGCUGCCCUUAACACCCGAUACUCAGUCCUUGCGAAGACAUCCCACAAUCCGCCAACAAAUCCUCUGUCGAUGACGUUGAACGGUGUUGUGGAUGCGCCUAUUAAUGGCGGGAUCUCGAACUACCGGCAAGCGUUCAUGACUCCGGAGUAUCUAUUGAGAUACCCUGACAGGGCGGAGGCGGUCGAGCGGCUGAGGAGUUGUAUCGACGAGCAGGUCCGUAUGAUCGAUAGUUGCCUGCGGCUGCAUGGCCAGCUCUGUCCUCCUGAAAUGCUGGCAUUCCACGAGACUCUGGAGAAGUUCUUCCGGAAGAACUUCCACGAAGAGAUUCAGCGAUUGAAUGCCGACGCCCAGUCAGAUUCUCCUCUGACACCCAGAUCUCGUAGUCACCACCCCCUACCACCUCCGACGAGCUCCUACGCCACUUCUUUCGUCGAUACGGUUUCCCUACCGCGCACAGCCUCCGUCGCAUCGACACAUCGCCCGUCUUUCGUCAUCCCUCCGUUACAGCUAGGCCAAUCCGCACUGACUUCGCCUCCGCACUCCCUUUACGGGGGAACAACAAAUAUGAGCAACGCUAGCCUCAACGGGUCCAUGCCGAAACAAACACCUCUGCAGAAGAACCUCGCUCAUCUCGCUCGUCAUGGGAUGAACGGCGUGGCGUCGGGUCCAGGGGAAGGUGGCGCUAGCACCAGCAAUGGGAGGGGCAACGAGUCGAUAGAUGGUGGAUCACCACAGGGCUCUUUCGUGAACGUCGUGGGUUCUGUCGGGAAUAUGUCAGGAGGGGCGUCUAUUAUCGGGAGUGUUGGCGGGUCCAUCAGGGGCCGAUUCUCUAGACUAAACUUUGGAAGACGGGAGAGAGAGACGUCGAAUUGAGUUGAGUGAAAAGUCUGGCUUCCUGUGGCUCGGGUUAUUGUCUGCGAUGCGGGCUUGGGUCCCUGCUUCCGUCUUGUAUUUGCAUCCUACUUAUCUUAUCUAUGCUGUGUCUUUCUUCUUUUUCCCCCCUCGCUCCUUGCCUCUUUCUCGAUCUCUCCAUUACAUUCAUUCCGCGCUGUAGCCCGCGUUUCCGCCCCUCGUUCUCCUCUACAAUCUGAAUCACACCCUCCGUCCGUUCUUUCUUUGCUGUCGCCCUCAGUUUCUCCUUCUCCUUCUCGU